AUGAAUCCAUUGACGCCCAAAAGCCAUGCGGAAGUUAACCUGAAAGUUCAUUCUGCUCAGGUUGCCCAAUCCAAAGCGUACACUUCGGUACAAUUUGAGGACGAGAACGAGGUGGAGAAAGCGCAUUUCGAGCUGGGCAGCGAGCUGGUGUAUAUCAACCAUGGUUGCGAGCCCAACGUCGCUUUCGAGUUGCCUGGUGGAUGGAAUGGACUUGAAGAGGGCCAUUGGUGCCUCAGAUCACUGUCCGAGAUCAAAGAGGGUGACGUCUUAACUUUUGCUUAUUUUAGCACCGAGUGGGACAUGGCCCAGCCAUUCCAGUGUGAGUGUGGCUCAAAGAGCUGUCUCGGCAAGAUUCGUGGAGCCAAGUACUUGCCAAAGGAAAUGCUCAACAAGUACGUGGAUUUCCUUCAAUUGGACUAUUCAAGAUCCAUGAACUAA
This is a messenger RNA of Puccinia graminis f. sp. tritici CRL 75-36-700-3, 438 nucleotides long. RefSeq lists its product as uncharacterized. NCBI's taxonomy places the organism in Eukaryota, Fungi, Basidiomycota, Pucciniomycetes, Pucciniales, Pucciniaceae. The record is from RefSeq and is a predicted model, not a curated record. Bases 1 to 438 code for a protein of 145 amino acids. The transcript is spliced from 3 exons. Gene Ontology annotation, molecular function: protein binding.